Molecule: messenger RNA, 1397 nt
Organism: Stereum hirsutum FP-91666 SS1
Lineage: Eukaryota; Fungi; Basidiomycota; Agaricomycetes; Russulales; Stereaceae
Exons: 4
Coding region: 309-1397 (362 amino acids)
Source: RefSeq, a predicted model, not a curated record
AUACGAUCAAAGUCAACGACGACCGUACCAGACGUGUCGAGGCCAUCUACAAUGCACCGUCCCCCCUCACCCCCCUUUCGUUUGAGUCACCAGAAUUCGGUCCAGGCGAUUCGCAGUUUGAAACUCCAUCGUCUACUCCUGCUGAAGCCGACAUCAUUCAUGCUUCCUCUUCUCAGCCAGUCUCCAACACUACCAAAACUCUCCUGCGGCAAACAUCUGCCCGUCUCGUGCAGCAUGAAGUCCAGAGUCGCCGGGAUAAACGCAAGGCUAGAUUCCGUGGCCAUCGCAAGGAAGUACACGACCUGAAGAUGGCCAAGCACUCAGCCCGAGUCAAUCGCAAGACCAAGUCUCAGAUCUCGAAGAGAAAUUCUGGGUACGGCGCCGUCAUCGUCCUCACUGAUUUCAAAGUCGCCGACAUCUCUAUCGCUCCUGGAGGUGACAUUGGAUGCCACCGGCCGGCGGAGAAGUCACUCCCCACUCUGGCCUCGCUCAUGUCACGCCCGGGCUAUCGCUACAUUCCCAACGAUGGAAGCACGUCUCUCGGGGUUGUCGAUCCCGACGGUACCCUUCUCGCUGGUAUAUUUACAGGUCCUGCUCCACGAAACGCGAGUUCUCCAUCAUGGGAUACAGCAAUCGAAGACAUGUCCUCGUUGAUGGAACGUUUGCGCCGUGAAGAGGAUGUGUCCUUCUUGCGGGGAGAGACGCACCAUCGUCGUGGAAAUUAUACACUUGUGUCCUCUGGUAUCACGCACGGCAAUGGGCGAAAGAUUCCUGGUAAUCUUCGUGAACGGCACCCAGCUAUAGUGGAAGAGUUGAAGAAUAGCGAGGCUGUCCGUCGCGUAGUCGGACACCAGGAUGCCUUGUUCCGAUAUAAUGCACCAAAGCUCUAUGCGCACUGUGCAGAUCAGGUUGACGAGCUUUUAGCUCACCAUCAAGAUCUCCAGCGGCCCUUCUCACACUCCGUCUACACGACUUUCACUGCCAACAUGGGACCUGCAUCUUCUACCUUCAAGCACGUAGACUCACAAAAUGACGCACACGUGUGGUGCGCCAUAACUAAUGGUGGCCACUUUGACUUCCGAAAAGGCGCACACCUUGUCCUCUACGACUUCAAACUCAUCAUCGAGUUCCCGCCCGGAUGUACUGCCAUUCUUCCUUCCGCCACAGUGAGCCACGGCAAUACUGCCAUUGGUCCCGGAGAAACUCGCUACUCUUUGACGCAGUACAUUAACGGUGCCCUUUUCCGAUGGGUCCGUCAUGGAUUUAGGCCUGCUAGUGGUCUGACUCGAAAUGAUAGAGCUGAGAGGGAUGGGGAUGCAGAAGAUCGUUGUGCGAAGGUACUGGGGAUGUUCUCGAAGACGGACGAGAUUCUGCUGGACCGGGAAUGUCUGCUGUAG